Messenger RNA from Dovyalis caffra, 402 nucleotides. NCBI's taxonomy places the organism in Eukaryota, Viridiplantae, Streptophyta, Magnoliopsida, Malpighiales, Salicaceae. The record is from the annotation of a GenBank genome assembly.
AUGGAGGGAAGUCUCCCGCUUCCUGUUUUGCUCAUCUCCUUUUGGUCCUCUCAUUCAGAUCCCCUCGGAGGUGUGUUUGCUAGGAGGGGUUGGGGACUUGUGCUUUUGCUUGGAAUGAAAAUCCUUCUCGGUGUUGCAAGUGAGUCCGCAUCAUUUCUAGCCGCCCAGAUCCAGCAACUUGCAAAUUUAUUGGCCUCCCAAUCGGACUCCUCUACCGUCCCAUAUGCCAAUGUGGUCUCUUCAAACCCCUAUGGUCCGACAAAACCAUGGAUAUCUGAUAACAGGGCUACAGAUCACAUAACAUGCAAUCUGGGCUCUAUGAUUGAUAUCUCCCUAAAUCCAUCCACCCCACCGGUUCAAAUUCCUAAUGGAGAUUGUAUUCCAGUUUCAUUUUUGGAUUAA